GACAGACGCCCUGACCGAUGCGAAUUCGAUUCUUCGAGACCAGCCUGCACACGCGAAAGCUCUCUACAGGAGAGCAAAAGCCCUGGUCGAGCUCGGACGUCACAAUGAAGCGGCUGAGGUUCUUCGGAAGCUGCCGGGUGGAGAUGAGGACGUCUCCGCGCUCUUGCAGCGUGCGCUAGGACCUCCAACAGGCCCCACACCGGCACGCGCUUCUCAGUCGCGAGUUCCGAAGGCAGAAGCGGUAGAGACGGUGGUGCCCCUGAAGCCUCCGCCAGAGGACCCAUCGGCAGAGCUGCGGAGGCUGUUGAAAGAGGCAGAGCUUGCGCUGAAGAAAGGUGAUGCCAGGCGUGCCUUGGACUUCUCCCGCGGAGCUUCAGCAGCGGCCCAGCGAGCGAAGGAGGAGGCGAUGGCGCAGGAGCUUCCAAAAUCCGACCCCCUCUUCCGCGCACCUCCGCGGCCGCCAGCGGAUGGAUCCAAGGAGGUGAAACAGCUGUUGACAGCCAACGGUUUGGAGGUGCGAGCCCUCCUUGCACUGCGCCGCUUCGAAGAGGCCAGGGAUGCGACCCGGAGCGCGCUCAAGAUGCAGAGCUGGGAG
Molecule: messenger RNA, 595 nt
Organism: Symbiodinium pilosum
Lineage: Eukaryota; Dinophyceae; Suessiales; Symbiodiniaceae
Source: the annotation of a GenBank genome assembly